AUGUGCGCUGCUUCCGAAGCCAUCACCACGUGCUUCAACAACUGCCCCAAGGACACGCGCGGCGCGACCUACCGCUCCCAGGUGACCGUCAACUGCCAGAACGCCUCCCUCUACGGCACCGCCGCCCGUCACGCCGCCACCGCCACGGACAAGACCACGACGGCUACCCGCACCCCGUCCGCUACCACCGCCGACGCGACCGACAGCCCGACCACGACCGGGGGCCAGUCCGCCACCGGACCUUUCGUCCAGAACACAGAUGAGACGGGCUCGCCCAACGUCGGCGUCGCCAGCUGGCCCGUCACACGGUGGCCUGCUGCUCGCCGUCGCCGGCGUCGUCGCUGCCGUGCUGUAAAAACAGUCAAAGGAUUUCGCCGUUUGGCAAUAAAAUCAGUUGAGUGGCGAGGCAGCAUGAUGAGAGAAUGA
Molecule: messenger RNA, 426 nt
Organism: Verticillium alfalfae VaMs.102
Lineage: Eukaryota; Fungi; Ascomycota; Sordariomycetes; Glomerellales; Plectosphaerellaceae
Exons: 1
Coding region: 1-426 (141 amino acids)
Source: RefSeq, a predicted model, not a curated record